Molecule: messenger RNA, 18041 nt
Organism: Pelobates cultripes (western spadefoot toad)
Lineage: Eukaryota; Metazoa; Chordata; Amphibia; Anura; Pelobatidae
Source: the annotation of a GenBank genome assembly
GGUAAACUUUACGUGGGGACGUUGUCAGUGAGUGUAAUAAAAUUAUCCUGGCCCCCACAAGUCACAUGGUGUGUCCCGCUCUCCAGCCUGCCUCUUCCUGUCCGUGAGAAGGCGGCCAUCUUGCUCUGCCAGACGGUUUCCAUUCGUGUUGCUGGCUGCGGGCAGAGCGCUGAGAGGAACAUGCCGGCCUUACCGUUACAGCUGAUGGCGCCGCAGCCCCCGGACGGAGUCCAGGUGAGUGCCGAGCGGGGAGGGUGUCCCCGGGGAUCCGCGGCCGGGGUGACCGACACCUUACAGAGGCCGUCACUGUGAGUGAGAGAGACACACACACACUCUCUAUCUCACUCUCUCAACCUGCGGCACUCCAGAUGGUGCGGACUACAUCUCCCAUGAUGAUUUGCAAGCAUUAUGGCUGUAAGCGCUGCUACAUAUUGUUGGUGCUGUAUAAAACUUAAUAAGGGCAUUAUGGGAGAUGUAGUCCACAACAUCUGAAGUGCUGAAGGCUGCCCACCCUGUGCAACUAGGACAUCUGCUGCGUGGGAAACCAACUCGUCCCACUCCUGAUACUCUGUCCCUACAUCAUGCUGGUGUUCCUCUAACUUGUCCAGAUCAGCUUUGCAAUGUUGUUUAGUAUAAAUCCCUGUAGGAUCUGGUGAAAAGUUUAAAUGCAGAUAAGGAGAUUGCAACCUCUGAGCUCCUAUAAUCGUGUUGGAGAUAAGUAGUCAAGAAGUCCUCCUAGAAUUAAACAAUUACUCCAACCACCACAACCUUCUCAGUGAUUUGAAGUGGUCAUGGUGGUAGGUGUCUGAAUGUGACGCAUUUCUUUUUGAAGUAACCCUUUAAAGGGGCACUCCACUACCAAAAUAAAUCUAUUAAAAAAAAAUGCAUAGUAGAUACACCUCCAACAAAAGCUUGUAUGCAUUUAUUUAUGAUUUAGAUACCUCCCUAAUAAAAAAAUAAAAUAAAACAGCUUGUAAGCUGCAGUUCGUUUUUCUGCUGCCUUUGUAAGCCUGUCUAGACUAUUUGUGGCUGUCCAAUCACAGACUUCUCAAUACAGCUGAAUGUGAAGGCCUUCCAAGGCAGGUGCUUCUGCUUCUUGAUUUAAGCUCAACUGAGCUCACCAAACCAGGAAGUAACAGGACCAGUUAUCUGCUUGAAAGCCAGGUGGCUUUCUUCACACACACGCUAAUGUGGUUAAAGGGUCCAGAGUGUCCUUUUGAGGUGGUUGUAGAUAAACAGCCUAAUAUCUCUAAAUAUAUUUAAAGUAAUCACUGAACAAGCUUCCCAUCCAUAUAAAACUAACCCUCAAUAUGUGUAUUAGUGAGGGCUUUGCAAUAUAUAACCAUUACAUUUACGCUUCAGAGGUUUGUUUUUUUUCUCCUCUAUUGCAAAUGUUUCUUGCCAAUAAGCAUGUUUAAUAUCUCUCCCACCAUACUUCAAAAGGUGGUCCUUAUGCAAUGCUCAGACACUAUGAUUGCCUUGACUCUUCCUCAUCACUUCUCUAGAUACUUCAUGGCUGGAAAAAUAUUUGAAAGGUUAUUAAGGGAUAAUAUUCAAGAAUUCCUUGAGAAGAACAUGGUUAUCAGCAAAAAUCAGCACUGUUUUAUGUAGCACAGGUCAUGUCAAACUAACUUGAUUGCGUUCUACGAAGAAGUAAGUAGAAGUAUAGAUCAGGGUGUUGCUGUGGAUGUGAUCUAUUUGGAUUUUACCAAGGCAUUUGAUACAGUUCCACACAAUAGAUUAGUGUUCAAACUCAAGGAAAUCGGUCUAGAUGAAAAUGCCUGUUCUUGGGUAGAACAUUGGCUUAUAAAAAGAGUACAAAGAGUUGUCAUUAAUGGUAAAUUUUCAAGCUGGACAGAGGUGACAAGUGGUGUCCCUCAAGGGUCUGUUCUGGGACCCCUUCUAUUUAACAUAUUUAUAAAUUAUCUUGAAGACAGCAUUGAAAGUCAUGUUUGUGUUUGCAGAUGACACAAAACUUUGUAAAAUAAUACAAUGUGAGCAAGAUAUUACUUUGCUGCAGAGGGAUUUAGAUAGACUGGGGGACUGGGCACUCAAAUGGCAGAUGAAAUUUAAUGUUGAAAAAUGCAAAGUUAUGCACUUCGGCGUAAAGAAUACACAAGCAACGUAUACCCUAAAUGGAAGCGAAUUAGGGAUAACAACACACGAAAAGGACUUGGGAAUUGUUAUUGACAACAAACUAUGCAACAAUGUGCAAUGUCAAUCCGCAGUGGCCAAGGCCAGUAAGGUAUUGUCAUGCAUUAAAAAGAGCAUUCAUUCUCAGGACGAGAAUAUAAUUUUGCCUCUUUAUAAAUCACUGGUAAGACCACAUUAUGAAUAUGCUGUGCAAUUUUGGGCACCUGUUCUAAAGAAGGAUAUUAUGGCACUAGAAAAAGUGCAGAGGCGGGCUACAAAAUUAAUAAAAGGAAUGGAACAUAUCAGCUAUGAAGAAAGGUUAACAAAUUUAAACCUAUUUAGUUUAGAAAAACGUCGCCUGAGAGGGGAUAUGAUAACAUUAUACAAAUAUAUUCGGGGCCAAUACAAACCAUUGUGUGGAAAUCUAUUCACAAACCGGACUUUACAUAGGACACAAGGCCAUGCGUUUAGACUGGAAGAAAGAAGAUUUCGUCUAAGGCAAAGGAAAGGUUUUUUUACUGUAAGAACAAUCAGGAUGUGGAAUUCUCUGCCUGAAGAAGUGGUUUUAUCAGAGUCCAUACAGAUGUUCAAACAGCUACUAGAUGCAUACUUGCAAAAACAGAAUAUUCAAGGAUAUAAUCUUUCAAUGUAGGGUAAUAACUGCUUGAUCCAAGGAUAAAUCUGACUGCCAUUCUGGGGUCAAGAAGGAAUUUUUUUCCUAGCUUGUUGCAAAAUUGUGCUUCAAACUGGGUUUUUUUGCCUUCUUUUGGAUCAACAGCAAAAAACAAAUGUGAGGAAUGCUGAACUUGAUGGACGCAAGUCUCUUUUCAGCUAUGUAACUAUUUCUCCAACACGUACUAGCUGCAUACGUAAGGAUGAUAUUGACGAUAUUGGUAUUACUUGCAUUUAUCUAUUGCCAACAUAUUCUGUAGUACUUCACAAUUAUAGAAUGGGGAUAUUUCACGACAAGUAAUUGACAUUAAAAAAAAAUUAACGGAGACGAGGUGAAGAUUGCUUUGCUCAAAAAUAGGGAUAGACUAAUUAUUAAUUCUGCCGAUUUUAUUAGAGUAGAUAUCUGGCAUAAUAAUUUCAGCUGAAUCAGUAUUGGCCUUGUAAUUUACAGUUAAUUUACUCCUAAAUUGUCACAUACUGUCCUGCAUUUGGACACUAGCCGCAAACCAGUGAGGCGCCUCAUCAUGACCUCAAAUCACCCCUUUCUGUGAUUUCCAGCAUGCGGAGCUCAGAUGAAGGAAGGGAGGUGAGACCGUGAAUGAUUAAAGUAAUGUAUUUGGCUGGCUGACCGCAAUAGAACGGAUGGUAAUCAUUCUCCUAUCCGUAACAGCACUGUACAUGUUGGGAUCUCAGUGAUCCCAGCAUGUACUGGCUUUCUGAGAGUGAUUUGAUUGUGACUGCUGACAAGAAUCAAAUGCCUAUCAGAGCACUGUACAUGCCCUGAUCUCACUGAUCACAGCAUGUACUGGCUGCCAGAGAGUGAUAGGAGUAUGAUUGCUGUCGGCAUGUUCAGUUAAUGCCAGGUUUGUGUAGAAAUUGUUACUGUUUAAGUCCUGUAGAUUAAAAAGGAAUGUGUUUAAGGAUGUACUCCUGUCUGUAAAAUAAUUUUCCCUUUUGAUUGUGAUUUAUUUAUUUAUAUUUCCCCUCAUGACUCAAAAGCAAAUGGAGGAGGAAAAGAAAGAAGAGGUGGUUCCAUCCAAGCCAAUAGUGGGAAUUAUAUAUCCACCUCCUGAAGUCAGAAAUAUUGUGGAUAAAACUGCAAGCUUCGUGGCCAGGUGAGUGCAUUCAUGUCGUGGUGUGUGUGUGUGUAUAUAUAUAUAUAUAUAUAUAUAUAUAUAUAUAUAUAUAUAUAUAUAUAUAUAUAUAUAUAUAUAUAUAUAUAUAUAAUAAUUUUUUUUAUUUUUUUUUUUAUUCUCUUUUUACUGUUGAGGCAUGAUAUUUUACAGCCACUAGAGGCGCUUGCGUGCUUCUCACUGUGAUUUUCACAGUGAGAGCACGCAAGCGUCCAUAGGAAAGCAUUGCAAAAAUGCUUUCCUAUGCGACCGGUUGAAUGCGCGCGCAGCUCUUGCUGCGCGUGUGCAUUCAGCCGACGGGGAGGAUCGGAGGAGGAGAGCUCUCCGCCCAGCACUGGAAAAGGGUACGUUUUUACCCCUUUCCAGAGCCGGGCGGGAGGGGGUCCGGGCACUAUAGUGCCAGGAAAACGUGUAUGUUUUCCUGGCACUAUAGUGGUCCUUUAAUCUCGGCUAUCUACUUUUAUCAGCAUAUCAAGUUGCUAUAGAAACUUGUAGCUAUAAUAAAGGAUUAUGUUUUUCUACAUAUAGAAAGUAUGUUAAAGGUUAAAACUGCAAGCGAGCAGAGCCCUACCCACAACCUUUCCUCUCAUUAACCCAUUGGUGAAUGAAGAUCCAAUCAAUGAUAGAGGCACUUUAUUUAAACAAUAAUAAAAAGUGUAAUAAAUACAGUGAGAACGGUGUGAGUGCGAUCUAACACCUGAGUGGGAAACCCCUUAUACCACUCAAGAAUAAACAUAAAAUACAAUACAUACAAUAGGUGGAUCAAACUUCUUAAAAUAUCUAAAAGAGAAUAAAAACAGCAAUAUAGUGUAAUAUUGUCAGCAAAUGGAUAUCCAAUUAAUGAAUGAAGGUAGUCAGGUACUCACAAACCGAGAGCCAAACAAGGACAUGUGGCUCUCAUGGGAACAGCACUGGGACCAUUAAUAGGAUGUCCCUUUCCUUCUGAGGAUCUUCUGUUAGCCAAAAAGAAAUGGAGCUGGAAACACUUAAAAAGUAAAGUGUUUAUUGAUCCCAAUAAGGGUAAAAAAUCAGGAGACUAUCUCCAAUAAAACAUAUACAGUAUAAUAAAAUAGAGUCCAAAAUCAACAAGGAGUCUCUAUAUUACCGAAACGCGUUUCGCCCCGUGCCAGGGGCUUCCUCAGUCGGUGAAUUAUUUAAACCACUGCCUCUUUAGACUCGGUUCCCCUGGAAGAGCCUUAACGGUGAAACGCGCGUCGGCCGUAUACAUAGUAUAAUGCUGGUCUAACUGAUAUGGGACAGCAUGAAUUAAAAUCAUUUUGACCUUACUAGCCAUACUCUUUUUAUUUAUUUAUUUAUUUACUUUAUUUUAUUUUUUUUUUUAUUUAUGUUCACUUUGUGUUGGGAUCGCUUUCCACCAUACUUACCUAGUCCCACGAGAGAGACUCAUAGCUCUUUUGCUGUAUUGAGACGACUAGGCAUUGUACCAAGAGAAGGGAGGAGGGACUAGAAUUUUUUUAAGGGGUGCCCUCGAAGGCACAAUAGAGUAGGGAACUCUACAACCUGCAGGAUUUGUUCACUGCUCUGUUCAUCUGUCACAUUAUAUAUUUCUCCUCCUGGCUAAGAUGAUAUGAUACAAAUGUAACAUUUACACAUCUCAUUACAUUUUGGUUUCAUACAACUAUGUAUGGUUUGAUCACUAAAUCAUUUCCCACUUGUAUAUACUCAUUUUUGUCCUAGGUAUUUUUUCACAUAGAUUAUUCAUUGCACUUAUUAUUCUUUGGACCACUGUAUUAGUUUUAUUUUUGAUCGUUUUCUUCAAACAGAUCAAUUGGAACAUAUAUUAAUUGAUCAUAAUCCUCCUAAGGAUUAAUAUUUUUUUUGUAGGAUUUUCUUUUCCAUACUUCAUAGAUAUUAACUUUAUUCAUAAGAGUUUCUAGAAUUUUUUUUUUUUUACAAAUAUAUUAAGUGAUGUUUUAUUUAAUAUUAUUUGGGUUACUCUUUGCACUAAAUGAUUUACCUCCUAAAUGGUUUACCCAGGUGUUUUUUUUUUGUUUUUUUUUCCUUUGUCUUAGUUAAUUAAUUCUGGAAGUUACUCCCACCCCCCUUUUCCAUUAGAGUAACCUGACACUUUCUCUCUAGAAGGUCACUCAGUCUGUUGUAAUAAAAAUGAAAUGUUUAUUCCCCCUUAUUAGUAGUAAGAUGGCUGUAAUGACAGGUGAUCCCUGGCCAAUCCGGUACUUCUCAUGAGAAUCAGACACAAUGGCGCAUGCACCUCAAUUGCCACAGGAUCUUUGCACCAAAACCACUAUAUUAAGAUUCAAUUACAAUUUCAGCUUCAGUUAUAAAAUAAUUAAUGUAUAUUGUGAAACACUUGUUUAUUUACUUUUAAUAUAUGUUCUUUAUCACAGACUAGGUGCUAUUAGGUUAUUUUAUCUGUGCAUUCUUUAAUCACUCCCCAUGAUUUGAAUAGCUAACUGUUUGCUUCUUGCUGUUUUCAUUCUCUGCUAUGAAAUACUUGAAUGUAUUGCUGCUUUUUGUACACUUUUGGUCAUUCCAUUGUCCAUUAUAUAGGUAUCUUAUCUUAUUUUUUUCAUUAAAUAUUACUUUUUUUGGUCUGCAUUAUAUGACCAGGUAAUUAUACCUGUAUAGCAAACUGUUGGAUUGAAUCCUACACAUCUACCACUAAUCUCUCAUAUUGCAGAAAUGGUCCAGAGUUUGAAGCCAGGAUUAGACAGAAUGAAAUCAACAAUCCCAAGUUUAACUUUUUGAAUCCAAAUGACCCUUACCAUGCCUACUACCGCCACAAGGUCAAUGAGUUUAAAGAAGGAAAAGCCCAAGAACCUUCUGCAGCCAUUCCUAAAGUAAUGCAACAACAACAGUCUGUGCAGCAGCUGCCUCAGAAGGUAAGUAGAAGUGUAUUGUCUUCUGACAGGCUUGUAAACAUAAAGGUUUUUUUGUUUGUUUUUUUACAUCUGAAAUUCCAGGAUAUGAGCAAUAUAUAUCACAGAACUCUUAUUGCAUAGUGACAGUGUUAUAAUUGUUUCCUUGAUUUUGUAUGGUGAUGCUCUUUAUUAUGUUUGCCAGGUUCAGGCCCAAGUUGUUCAGGAAACCAUUAUCCCAAAGGAACCACCUCCAGAAUUUGAGUUUGUGGCUGAUCCACCUUCUAUCUCUGCUUUUGACCUGGAUGUCGUAAAGCUUACUGCUCAAUUUGUGGCUCGUAAUGGCCGUCAGUUUCUGACACAGCUGAUGCAAAAAGAGCAGAGGAAUUACCAGUUUGACUUCCUUCGGCCUCAACACAGCCUCUUCAAUUACUUCACCAAGCUUGUGGAACAGUAUACAAAGGUAUGGCUUGAUGAGGUAGAAUUAAAACUAAACUGAUAGGUUUUACUCAUCACGUGCUUGUUUUAUUUCUCUUUUCUCCAGUAAAAUCUCAGGUGCUGCUAUAUAAGGUUUUGGUAACUUGCUCCCCCUCUCCCCCUCAAUGUGACCUGGGUGCUAUGUGGCAUCUCUACAGUGUGAACCAGAUGGGAGCAUUAUUAAUUGGUACUUAAAAUACAGGUCCAUGUUUAUCACUACGUAGGGAUGAGGUCCCCAUCCGCAGGCAAAGGUGACUAUGCUUAUGAGGCUAAACAAAAAACAGAGCAAGGUUAGGGAUUAUAUGAGGUUAUGAUAUUUGAGCCUCCCAUGCUGGUCUAUAUGUUUUUAUUCAUUUAUUUUAAGGGGAAAAUUGGCAUCUAGGAAAUGUUUAGUGUUUAACCCUUUCUCUUCUUAGUCAAACUAUUAGGUUGUUCUGAGUAUUACUAUUGAGUUAGCUAUAUAUUUUUAUAUUUUCUGAGUGCCUUUAGAGGCAGCUGUUGUAAAAGCCAAGAGUCACAUUCAAGCUGCUAUGGGACUGACUGCAUUUACAACAAGGUUAUUAAUAAACAUGACUCUGUACUCUCUAGCUCUGAUAUCGAAUAGCUCAAUGUUGGCAAUCUUCACUCUUUCAGAUCCUGAUACCUCCUAAAUCCUUAUUUCCCAAGCUGAAGAAAGAGGCUGAACACCCCACAGAGGUUUUAGAUCAGGUAAUUGUUCGUUUUUUGUUUGUUUGUUUGUUUGUUUGUUUUUUUCUUUUCUUAUUAAAUGCUUGUAUCUUUUGGACCUUUUGAGUUUAACUUUAACUUAAGAAAAAAAAAAAAUUUUUUAAUUUGUCUCCAGUCUUACGUUGUGGUUUUCAUUAGCUGGGUGCUGGUAGAUGUGGAUUACAGUCUGAAUUAAACAUUGUUUACCCAUGUUGGAUUUAUUUUAUGUCUUUUCUUCAUUUUGGUACAUACAGCUUCUUAAAGUGGCAUAAGAUUCUCACAAAGCCUGCUUUUCACUUAAUCGGCGUGCUUAGCAAAUUCCAUGGAUAAUUUUUCUAGCAGUAGAUCACUUUUUUAGUAGUUUCGUUCAUAAAAAAAAAAACAAACAAAAAAAAAAAACCUGGAUGAGACUUCUGCGAAUUGGUAGAAGCUGUGUUUGCUGCUUACUGUUGAGAGCCUGCAAUACAUAGUAGGCUUUUGCAUGACACACACCAUACAAGUACAUGUGCAGGUAUUCAGAAACUGAGCUGCAACAUAUUGAACAGACGUUAGGGAAACUAGGGAUGGAGGAGUUCUAUACAGAAAAAGCUGUGUGAGUUGCAUUGCUGUUAUGCUGCAUGUUCACUGUUUAGUGAUCCAGGUUUUAAUAUUGGCUAGGCCAUGAACCACCCAUAUACAGUCUGUGGCAUUUUUCACUCCAGUGAGAGGAGAGAGAAUCUUCAUGAUUUUGUGUAUUACCUGUAGAUGUCAUAUGCAUAAUAUGGACAAAAUAAACAGCAUGGAACACACAGUGGUUACUGUAUUAGACAGCCUUAGUGGGUUGUCUUUGGCCAUUCUGAUUUUUACAAGUAAUUGACGCUAUAGCCCAUGCGUAGGCAACCUUUGGCACUCCAGAUGAUGUGGACUACAUUUCCCAUAAUGCUUUUACAGCCAUUAAGGUGGUGAAGCUUCUGGGGAGAUUUAGUCAACAUCAUCUGGAAUGCUGAAGUUUGAAUAGCCAUGCUAUGGCCUAUUCUCAGUAAUGAGCGGACUCUGGGUGCUCUAAGUAUCAUGGCUUUGCAAUAAUGCAUGGUGCUAGACUGAACCUUUUAGUGCACAUAAGCAAAUGCGCUAGUUAUAUUUGCACAUUUUUGGUUACACAUUUGAUUACACAGUAUAGAAGUAUCUAGCAAACAAGAUUAAAAUAGUUACUUUUGUUAUGGUUUUAUUAAGGCAAAUUUUUACUAACCCUGUGUGCUGGAGUUUGAGGGUCAUCGCUUUCUGUAAGAGAGUAAGUAGUUGGUGUUAUGUGAUCGUUUAAUUUGUAUGUUUCAAAAUUUUCUGUUUCUUUAGGUGCGUUACCGUGUUGAGUGGGCAAAAUUCCAAGAGAGGGAGAGAAAAAAGGAAGAGGAAGAGAAGGAGCGAGAGCGUGUAGCUUAUGCACAAAUUGAUUGGCAUGAUUUUGUUGUAGUGGAGACAGUUGACUUUCAACCAAAUGAGCAGGGUAAGAAAAGUCCUCAGUGUAAACAUAGCCUCUGCCUUCAUGGCCCUCCUCUGCUAAAACCUCAGUUGUGAUGUAUGUUUUGGUUUUAUACAACCAACCACUGGAUGUAGUGAUAAAGAGCUAUCCUAACUUCAUCACCAUGCUCCUCAAACUGUGCAAGUAUCUGAUGGGAGACUAACUUAACAGAAUCUUGCUAGUUUCAAAGCAAGGUUUUGUUAUGUCCCCUUUCAAAGAAUCAGAAUUUGGCAGGACGAAAGCAAAUUACUCAGAGAUUUGAUGUUUUAAAAGACAUUUGUUCCCACUGUCGUUACAGGAUUUGUGACACUUCUGAAAAGAUUAUACCCACACAAAUAUUCCAGCCGAUAUUUUGUUGAGCCAUUCAGGUCUUUUGUCCUCUGUUUAGCUCAUUUUGAACUGGGUGGAAUCUUUCAUCACAGUGGACAUGUUUGUUUGUGUUUAUUUUGAUGAAUACUUACAGCCAUUGCUGUUUCCCAAGAGUAGUGCAAGUUUAAGAGUGGCGCUAAAUUUUAUUUUUUCUUCUAUUAUGUUGUUUUUAUUAAAAUGCUAUUUAAUGGCACUAUGUUUCAUCAACACACAUUUUCUUUUUUACAUGGUUCCAGACACAUUAUUCUAAAUAGUGGGAUGCAUGUGCAAGAUCCCUUAUGGUACUGCAUUACUCUGUGCUCACUGGUUAAACUUGCUAAUGGAGACUAUUAGCUUUAUGCUCGCUUGUUUCCAGGAUCAGACCACAUAAACUGCAGAUUAUAGUUGUUGUUUUGUUAGGAUAGCCUCAGAGCAACAUGUAAAUUAAAGGACCACUAUAGUGCCAGGAAAACAUACUCGUUUUCCUGGCACUAUAGUGCCCUGAGGGUGCCCCCACCCGCCCGGCUCUGGAAAGGAGAUAAAACUUACCUUUUUCCAGCGCUGGGCGGGGAGCUCUCCUCCUCUGAUCCUCCUCUUCUCCUCCCCAUCGGCUGAAUGCGCAUUUCAGCCGGUCACAUAGGAAAGCAUUCAUAAUGCUUUCCUAUGGACGCUGGCGUGCUCUCACUGUGAAAAUCACAGUGAGAAGCACGCAAGCGCCUCUAGUGGCAGUCAAUGAGACAGCCACUAGAGGAAAUAGGGGAAGGCUUAACUCAUUCAUAUGAAAAAAUGGGUUAACCCUAGAAGGACCUGGCACCCAGACCACUUCAUUAAGCUGAAGUGGUCUGGGUGCCUCGAGUGGUCCUUUAAGGAGAUUGCAUUUUUAUUGUGGUUAAAUAAUGUGGAUAUUAAUGGCUGUUUUCGUUUUUAUUUUUUGGUUGGUUUGUUUUUCCGUAGGUAAUUUCCCACCUCCCACCACCCCAGAGGAGUUAGGGGCUCGUAUUCUGAUACAAGAGCGUUACGAGAAGUUUGGGGAGAGUGAAGAAGUGGAGAUGGAGGUAGAAUCAGAUGAUGAAGAGGAGGUGAAAGACAGUAAGGGUGACGAAUCUUCUCAAAUGGAUCAAGAUACUCAGGUUCAAGAUAUGGAUGAGGUGAGAUGUUUGUGUAACUUGUUAAAUAUAUAUUUUGGUACACUUAUUUUAAGUGGUUAUUUGUAGUUAUAAUUUGAAGUCUUUCCUUUUCUUUUUUUUAGCACUUGGUAAAACUUUUCACUGGACAGAAGUGAUUAAACACAAAUUUAUACUCCUUAUUUACCUCUAGCCUUAUUUAUGAGUCAGUCCAUCUCAGAGGAUACAAUAUAUGUAAAGUUGUUUGCUCUACCGUUUGUAACCCCUUUAUGACCAAACUUCUGGAAUAAAAGGGAAUCGUGACAUGUCAUGUGUCCUUAAGGGGUUAAACCGAAGCCACUAGGGAAAGGUAGAUUCUUGUGUGAAGUGUAUAGUGUCUGUUAGUAUAACAGAUGUUAACUGUUUCAAGAACAGUUUUUAGGGAUGGAGAUAAACAGUAACAAUUUCCUUUAGUCAAUUUGGAUCCUAACUGAUGCUAAGGGGGUUGCUCUCUAGCCAACCAAUAAUAAUGUAUACAACAAGUUGUUUCUUGGCUGGACAGAAAUGUUACAUCUACCAUUGCUUAUUCACGUUUCCUCUCUCUAGGGUUCUGAUGAUGAAGAAUAUCCCCAAAAAGCUCCUCUUCCACCUGAAGCUCCCAUGCCUCCACCACUGCCACCUACACCAGAUCAAGUCAUUGUCAGAAAGGAUUACGAUCCCAAAGGUUGGUGAUGAAGUCCAAUUCAGUCAGUGAAACCAGCAGAAAGCUGUAAUCAAAAUUGACUAAAACAGUGGUUAUAAUAUAACUGGUCAUAAUAUUGGUAUUCAUUUUAGCUGUUGAAAGCUAAAAUAUAAGCUGGUCAUUACAUCACUAAAUGUCCCGUAAUCCGAAUAUGCAUAUGCACGCUUCACCCACAUUUCUUGUGAAUGACAGAUGAAAAUCCUUUUUAUUUAAUUUUUUUUUUCUUGUGUCCAUAGCAAACAAGCCUCAGCCUCCUGCCCCUGCCUCAGAUGAGUAUCUGGUGUCCCCCAUUACCGGAGAAAAGAUUCCUGCCAGUAAGAUGCAAGAGCAUAUGCGAAUUGGGCUGCUGGAUCCUCGCUGGUUGGAGCAGAGGGAUCGCUCUAUCCGUGAAAAGCAAGGAGACGAUGAGGUGUACGCUCCAGGUAAGGAGUCAUUAAAAAAAUAUAUAUAUAUAUAUAUUUUAUAUUCUCAUCUUCGAACAAUCAGAGUAGUAAAUCAGGUGUUUGAAACUAAACACCCUUAAUUACCUUGUGUAUUUUUUUUUUUUUGUACUUUACGUCCGAACAGGGUUCAGCAACCUAUGGACUUAUGAGGCAUUUCCCUAGCAAUUUUGCAGCACUCAAAAGCCCAUUAUAACAUCAUAGGCAUCCUGCCAGAUCAUGACCAGCAUAAGCUUGUUUGCCUAGGAUACUCUAGCUGGGGCUGGCGGGGCAAGCUUCCAUUUGGCUGUGUGAGGAGUGAUUGCAACCAGUUGCUCCUUGUGAUGUGCAAAAGCUAAGGCUGUCCACAUGAUGGCAGACGACCCUGGGUGUGUAGACUUUGCACAUAAAGAGAAGGGGAUGAGGCUGCAUGUGAAUAUAAACUGCUAGUCCAGAAAAAACAUCAGAAUGGUUGCGGGUGAAGACACAGUAUGUGUUAGUGUGUGCAUCUGUGUGCGUCAUUUAGUGAGGUUUUGCAUGUGUGUCUUAAAAGAAAUUUGUGUGCAAAACUAUUAGUAUGUUUAAUUUAGAAUCUAUCUCCUGCUCUAAUUGCCUGCUAGAGCAAUGUAGUAGCCUCAUAUGUAUAAGUUAAUUAACUGAGCAAGAGAUAAAAACUUCUAAAGUAAAAAUAUUUUUUAAAACUUUUUUUGUGUUUGUGUGUGUGCAUGGAGACUGAGUCACAACCAGAGGAGAUGAAGCUAGGUCUGCAUAAAUAGAAACAAGUGAUCAAACACCUGAAUUGCAUAGAAUUAAGCACGGGGGCAUGAUCUAUACUAGGCUUUCCCAAACUUCGUCCCUCCAGAUGUUGCUGAACUACAACUCCCAUGAUUCUUUGGUUAUCUAUUUAAUUCAAAGAAUCAUGGGUGUUGUAAUUCAGCAAUGUUUGGGGAAGCCUGAUCUAUACACUAACAUGGCAUCAUUUAAUUAAACUUGCUUUCCUUCAAUCCCCACCUAAUGAUAUACUUAAGUAUAUGUCCAAUUCUCAGGUUGUAAAGAUGGUAUCCAUGAUGUCUCGCAGUAUGAUAUAUGAAAUGACACAACUAAAAAAAAUUCCAGUAGUACAGAAUUGUGCAAAAAAAUAAAAUAAAAUAUUAUGCUAGAUUAAAAAGUAAGAGGUACACUCACAAAGAGAGAACUGUUGUAUAAAGCUCCAAAUUUCCAAGUGUGAGGCGGUACAAUGCCUACCUACAGAUUUAUUGUCUCUGCAAAUUUCUCAUCUGCGUAUAUGUACAUAAAAGAAAAAAGGAGAAUAUAUAGUGCUCUCUGUACCAUAAAAUACUAGGACAAAUUGACGAAAAAAAGUAAGGAAAGUACAAUACAGCAAUAAUAAAAAUAAGAAUAGGUCCAAAACUGCAAAGACUUUAUUCUAAAUAAAUGCAGGCAAAAAUCAGAUAACAAAAUCCCCAACACAUUUCACAUAUGACAGGCUUUAUCAGUUUGAAAGAAAAAAAAAAUCCUUUGUAGGUGUAAGGGGUCCCUAUCUUCAGUUUUUGCUCUCCUUUUACUAUGCACAUUUUUCCCUGCAUGACUGGUAUGAGAAUAACAGGAAAUUGCUGACGAAUUCUGUAUUUUAAGGUCACUUUUCAUCCGAUUUUUCUAUCAAAAUUGUUUUUAAUUCUAGGAUUCAUCAGUAAUGGAUUCAAUGUGAUUUUAAACUUUUGACAGAACCCAAUCAGUUACUUUAUUUUACAGGGUGUCAUCUUUGUCACCAUUGUUUUUUGCACGUAAAACAAAAUACAGGUAGUGCCCAAGAUAAGAGAUUUAAAAGAUCUCUAAAAACACAGUAAACAGUCCUUAAUAUAUUCCAACAAUAGAAGAAUAAAAAAUACCAGGUAGCUAGAUAGUCUUAAAGUAGUAAAAUUCCAUCUACCAAUAUUCAUAAAAGUGAAUGUAUCUGUAUCAGGCGUGUGUGGUAUAAUCCCCACCUAGGAUUCUUUAUGCGUUCGUCCAUAGGGGUAUUUGGAAGUAUGUGCAGGAUGCCAGGUAAAAGUAACAGACUAAAAGGUAUAAAAGGGUAGCCAAAAUAUUUUUAGUGAAAUACAGAAUAAAAUCACGUUUCACCCUCUUGGGGCUUUAUCAAGUGGAAAAACUGUUUUUUGCAUGGUACAGUUAAGUUACUUAGUUUUUCAGCUCCAACUUUUUCUUCUCAGGGCUGGAUAUUGAGAGCAGCUUGAAGCAGUUGGCUGAACGUCGUACCGAUAUCUUCGGUGUUGAAGAAACAGCCAUUGGUAAAAAGAUUGGAGAAGAGGAGAUCCAGAAGCCUGAAGAAAAGGUAUCUUCUUGAUCCAAGGUCAUAAUCUGGGACAAAAUAGUACUUUUUAUUGUUUGUUUCAUCUCCUCGUGUUUCUCCUUUCACAAUAGGUAACAUGGGAUGGGCACUCUGGCAGCAUGGCACGUACCCAGCAAGCAGCGCAAGCCAAUAUAACCUUACAGGAGCAAAUUGAGGCCAUUCACAAGGCUAAGGGACUGGUGCCAGAAGAGGAUGGCAAGGACAAGAUUGGUCCCAGCAAGCCCAAUGAGAUGUCUCAACCUCCACCUCCAUCUUCUGCAUCAACCAUGACCAGCUCUGCACCACCUAUGAAUGUUGCAUCUAGGCCACCUCCACUAUCCCACCAACAACAGAUGAACACACCAGUGUCUCGACCACCCUCGGUAAGCCUUGUCUAAUGUCUUACUUACAUGCUUAAAGAAACACUACAUUGGACAGGGGAAUUAAAAUUAUAUCGAAGAAGGUUAUCAUAGCAAAAGAAAAGUCUUAUUUUGAUUUUAAAGUCCUUGGCGUGCCAUUUGUUUGGAUGGUGAAUAAUCAGCUUAACGUUGCACUGGGCAUAUAAAUGUUGAAGUCUAUGAAUAGGUAAACACCCAAUGAAAUUGCGUGUGCAUUUAUUUCUAGAACUCGAGUAGAUAUGCACCCAAUGAAAGAGUGUCUUUAUUUUUCUUUGGGGUUUUUUUUUCUGCUGCCUUUGGAAGCCUCUCCCUAAAUAGAGAAUACUCCAAUCAGAGGAUUCUCAUUGACAAACCUCUUUGCUGGAGCUGCUCAGGAAAGCAUGGAAUACAUUCUCAAGGGAUUGUGCAUUUCAUGCUUGCCUCGGUUUUUCUAUUCAUCUCCAUUAACAUUUCAGUAGUGUUAGGUCUAGUUCAGAAAUGAGGAACUAUCUUUUAUAGAAAGGUAUCAUAGGCUUACAGAGAAGUGGGAAACAAAAUCUGAAAAACCUGCUAGAGGUUUGAUAAAUAUUUUAUUUUUUUAAAUGUUUCAGCAUUUUACUUGUAUUUAUAAUUUCCCUGCAUUAACUGUUUUCUUGUCUUUUUUUUUUCUUUCUCCUCCCCAUAGAUGCCACCUCCUAUACGUACCACUAUGGUGUCUGCCAUGCCAGUGAUGCAGAGGCCUCCUAUGACCUCUGUGGUGCGUCUUCCACCAGGUUCUGUCUUAACGGCUCCCAUGCCACCAAUACUACACUCACCAAGGAUCAAUGUGGUGCCAAUGCCACCCAAUCCUCCACCCAUGAUGGCACAGCGUUCUCCACAUAUGAUUGUCCCAGCUGGUGAGUGAUAUGUUUGCCACUUUAGUUGCUUAAAAAAAUUAAAAAUCUCAAUGAUUUGCUUUAUGAGCAGGAGCAUAUUAUACAAAAUUUCUGUCCUAUCAAAUGAUUCUCCUAAUUGUAUAAAAAAUAUAACCACAUUUUAUCUGCAAGCUAAUAGAAUUGAUGUAUUCAGAUGUGAUUAGUGUAUAGGUGCGUGUGUGUUAACAAAUGGUGUUUCUUAGAGGGAGAAAUCCCACUGACAUAUGGGUGACUGAAAUUGGUUUGGUCUGAAGCAUAAUAGAUAAAGCCAAUAUUUGUUCUCUCCCCCAGCCUUUGUCCCUGCUCCUCCAGUUGCCCAAGUGCCUGCACCAGCACCGUUGCCCCCAUCUCAUCCUCCACCCCCACUGGAUGAUGAGCCAGCUGCAAAGAAAAUGAAGAAUGAAGACUCAUUGAUGCCAGAAGAGGAAUUCUUGCGCAGGAACAAGGUAUGUCUGUUUGUGGCUUUUGUGGUCUAGUUCAAGGAAGAGUGCCUUAUGAAUGUGCCAAUGCAUGGUUCAAAAGUGCUUACUUUGAUGUUUGUUUUUACAGGGACCAGUUACAGUCAAAGUCCAAGUUCCUAACAUGCAGGACAAAACAGAAUGGAAGCUGGGAGGGCAGGUCUUGGCAUUUACACUGCCAUUGUCUGAUCAGGUAAACUCAAAUAAUAGAACAUGUUUAAAAAUAUUGUUUAUCAGUUUUUCACUUUGUCAAGCAACUGUAACCCAUGUGUUGAUAAAGUGGGUAGCAAUGAUUUUAUUUGGUUUUAUUUAUUCUUUAUGAGCCUGGUUUCUUUAUACAUAUAAACACAAAUGCACAAGCGUAUUGUGUCAUGUGACCAUUACACCAACAGACUAUUAUGAGCGAUACUGCUUUCCAACAAUACCACUUACAGGUGACCAUGAAAUAUCUAGUAGGGGAUUACAUUUCACAAACUGUCUUAUUGCAGGUGUUGCAUUCUUUCACAGUACCACACUUGAUUUCACUGAGCUCUUCGGAACUACCAUUUUUAUUUUAAAUAUAGACUGCAGGGCUAGGUGCUUGAUUUAAUACUCCUUAUGCAAUGGGUCUGAUUGAAACACCUGAAUACAAUACUUUUGUCCAUAUAGUACAAGUGUCAUGUCUAUUCUUGGAUUGUCUAACAUCCCUUAACUUUUGCCACUCCAGGUCUCCGUCAUAAAGGUUAAAAUCCAUGAAGCUACUGGAAUGCCAGCUGGAAAGCAGAAGCUUCAGUAUGAUGUAAGAUUUGGAGAAUUUUUUUAUUAUUUAUUUAUUUUUAUUUUUUUAAAACAUGUAAGGCCUGAAAUAUUGAGAUUUUACAUUUUGUUUUUUUUUUCCUCCUACAGGGGAUUUUUAUUAAAGAUUCAAAUUCUCUGGCUUACUACAAUAUGCAGAAUGGAGCCACAAUCCACCUUGCUCUGAAAGAGAGAGGAGGCAGGAAGAAGUGAGACUUUGAAGCAUCAUUCGAGAUCUCCCAUAACACCACAUGUAUCCUGGAGCACAUGUUAGAGGCAUAUGGCCUAACAAUGCUUAUGGAAAGUAAAUAUUACAUGAGAUUAUGCAAAAAAACUACUGAUUCACAAACCAUGUAAUGUAGUCCUAGAGCCUACUGUUAUCAUUCAAAUGUACAGCACAACACGGCAAGCAUUCUUUAAGCCAUCCUUCAAUAUUUCUUUUCGUAUGGCAUUCCUUAUGCUUUUGAUAUUCAUGUCUCAGACCAUAUGAAUCCGUUUGAGCCUCCAGCAAAAAUGUUAGUGUGCCCAUGUUAAAAAGCCUGUGCCACAAAUCUUUGUAUAUUUACAACCUUGUGGUGUUAUUGUCAUUACAAGGCAUUCAAAGUAUAGUGCGAUCUGUACCGUAGCUUGUCUGGUCGUGCAGAUUAUGUUCAAUAAAAGUUUCAACUUACGUUCACAUUUGUAAAGCCUGUUUGUAUGAUCAUUGGGUGCAAUGUGGGAUGCUUGAUGUUGCCCUCCUGUGGUAAGGAAAUUCAUCCAUUACUGUUUGAAUUUGUUUUCUAGAUUAUGCUUUGGUAAGUUUUAAAUUUGAGUGUCCUGUGAGAUUCAAUUUUGUCAUGUUUGUAUUCUGUUGACUUUAUCGUUUGCAUACUGUAUUUUUUUUUUUUUCUUCUUUUCUUGUAUUUGGAUUGAAUAUAGAUACUGAGAAUUCAAUUUGAGGUUGUCGUUACAAUAUAUACAUAGAAGGUGACCAGGAAUAAUUGUAAAUUGUAUUUUAAUGGAAUGCUGUUCCUGCUAGCUCAAGAUUGUUACAAUGCUGCUUUUCUGUUAUACAUUUUGCUUUAUUAAUUUACUGAUAUAUGUAACCAGUGAGCUCAGUUUCCGGUCAGCCUCUAAAAC